AUAAAUUCUUUCUUCUCUCCCUAAACGCCUCGAGAGCCUGCCGUUUCACCCCUUAACGCACAGCUCUUUGAAAGGAGGCCCCCAUAGCUUCAAGCGUACUAAUCUCAAUCGAGACAGUAAUAGAUCCAUACCCACGCCGACAGCCUCAACCCAUCUCAGACGCUGUUAGCUCGCGCAGCAGAACCCCUCCGACGCCAUCCCAUCUUUUCAGCGGUCCUCUCCACCCUCUCCUUCAGGCAACCAGCUCCCCGUCGGUCCAUCCCGCGACAGCAAAUAUCCCCAAUCGAAGGUCACAGUAGCACAACCCGUGUAGCACCGAGAGAUCCUCCAUCGCCAACGUACCACCGUUCACAAAGCGGGGCACCCGAAGCCAUGCCGAAGCAGUGGACUCAACGCCUCCUUCUCGUGGUCCAUGUCUGCUAGAGCCUCGGUUCGAAUCACUCCAUUGCAGAUCGAUUCCUUCAAAGACCAGUGUGGCAUUCUUUGCCAAUUGAAAAAUGAAUAAAGGUGGAGUAGUAGGAACAGGGGGUGCUGGAGGAGGUGGAAGCGGGCCAACAGCUGCAGCCACUGCAGCUGCUGUGCAAAAGCAGAAGUCAUUGAUGCAGAGAGUGGAAACAGAUAUAGCCAACAUUGUCAACAAUUUUACUGACCUUGUCAACGUUGCCCGGGUCAAUGAGCUGCCAGUUAGAAAUUCACAAGAGGCUUUUAUGAUGGAAAUGCGUGCAGCCAGGAUGGUUCAAGCAGCUGACUCUUUACUUAAGUUGGUGUCGGAGCUUAAGCAGACGGCAAUCUUUUCGAGCUUUGCAUCUCUGAAUGAUCAUGUAGACCGAAGAAUAGUCGAGUUUAAUCAACUAUCAGAAAAAACUGAUGCCAUGUUAGCUAGAAUUGGAGAGGAGGCUUCUGCUAGCCUCAAGGAUCUUGAAUGUCAUUAUUAUUCCUCUGCACAGAGGAUAAAUCAAAACUUGCAACCAUGAACCAAGGGUUCUGCAUUGGAGCAAUUUUAUCUAUUGUUGAAUCCCCCCUUCUUCUUCUCUCUCUCUCUCUCUCUCUCUCUCUCUCUCGCGCGAAUUAAGGGGUUAUGUACUGAAGCAAUAUGCUGCUCUGUUGUUGAAUCAUUUUCUGCUUCUUCCAUUUCUCUCCCUCUCGUCCAGUUUAUUUGUAUGGUAAAUCUGUAACAGAGGACAAAACAGAGUAUAUUCCAAGCAAAUUUUCUUUCUA
Molecule: messenger RNA, 1218 nt
Organism: Manihot esculenta (cassava)
Lineage: Eukaryota; Viridiplantae; Streptophyta; Magnoliopsida; Malpighiales; Euphorbiaceae
Product: mediator of RNA polymerase II transcription subunit 22b
Exons: 5
Coding region: 498-974 (158 amino acids)
Biological process (GO): regulation of transcription by RNA polymerase II
Cellular component (GO): mediator complex
Molecular function (GO): transcription coregulator activity
Source: RefSeq, a predicted model, not a curated record